AUGAAGGGUGAUAAGCAAACUCAACCAAAUCCCUCUGUUUUCACGCCUGCAAAUCCAAACUCCAAGUGGAUAAUUUCAAUACCAUCAACAAAUCAAAAUAAUAAUUCCCAAAAUGAAAUAGCUGAGUUAAACUGGUCGACGAAGGAUAAUAUCAAAGAAGAGCUAAGAAAAAGAUCCCUACUUUAUGAUGAAAAAGAAAAUCGGCAAGCAUUAAUUACAAUUUUGAGAGAAAAUAUUGCAUGUGAAAUGAUAAAUAAAAUAGCAGUUGGUUGGACUUUAAAAGAAAACCAGGAAUAUGAAAAGAAAGAUGGCAGAAAACACAUAUCUGAAGAAAUACUGGAAUUAUUGAAAGAGUUUUUCAUGCUAGUGAUGCCCAUAAAAGUGAAUGAUAUUCUGCAAAAGAAAUGCUUAAUACACUACGAAAAAAAGUAG
Molecule: messenger RNA, 432 nt
Organism: Funneliformis geosporum
Lineage: Eukaryota; Fungi; Glomeromycota; Glomeromycetes; Glomerales; Glomeraceae
Source: the annotation of a GenBank genome assembly